Salvia miltiorrhiza (redroot sage) is the source of this 2079-nucleotide messenger RNA. RefSeq lists its product as uncharacterized. Lineage: Eukaryota; Viridiplantae; Streptophyta; Magnoliopsida; Lamiales; Lamiaceae. The record is from RefSeq and is a predicted model, not a curated record. The transcript has a single exon. The coding region runs from base 1 to 2079 and encodes 692 amino acids.
AUGGGCUCAUCACACCCCACUAACAGCAGGAGUCCUUUCUCCGCUGACAUUUUGGUGGAUACUCUGCCAAGGAGCUAUAAGCCCAUUUCGCUGGACUAUGAUGGUACCACUGACCCGGAAGUACACCUCAACCGGUUUGAGGGGCUGGUCACACUUCAUAUGUACACUGAGGGCAUCAAGUGCUGCAUAUUCUCCACCACUUUAACUGGACCUGCCCAGUUGUGGUUCGGGACGUUCGUCCCAAAUUCUAUUCACUCUUUCGAAGGUUUACAAGCACGUUUUCUGAGACAGUUCGCGAGUUCGCGAAGGGUUGGGAAGUCAGCUCUUUCUCUGAUGGAUAUCAAGCAAGAUCAAAAUGAAACACUACGGGAGUACAUUGCCCGGUUCAACCUCGCUGCUCUGGAGGUGCCAGAGGUGGAGUCACAGAUAAAGAAUUGUGCCUAUGUUAGAGGGUUAAAGCCGGGACUCUUCUUCGAUGAGCUACAAAUCAGACCGGCCAGGGAUUUCGAUGAUAUCAUGUCCAGAUUGCCAGGGUAUUUGCAAUUGGAGGAUGCCAGGAUGGCACAAAAGGCUGAAAUUGACAAGCAGAAGGCUAAGAGGGCCGAAGAAGCACCAGAGCGGAACAACAGACACCAAGACCGGGCUCCCUUCAGAGGAUUGCCCCCGAGGGUACCCCCUUCCCAGGUAGAGGUGCCACCUCGCCAGCAGCGCACUGUAAACGAAGUAAAUCGUUUUGAUGAAUACACCCCACAGAAGAAACCUCAGGAGAAAAUCUUUCACUUGAUCAAAAAUCAGCCGUUCUUCAGGGCGCCCGGGACUUACAAGGAUGGGCAGCCGCAACAGGGGCCGAACAACAAAUUGUGUGAGUAUUACAAUUCGUAUGGACACUACACCAAGCAUUGUGGGCAUCUUAAGCAUCAGCUGGAGUUUUUGGUGCGUCAGGGUAAUCUGGAUCGGUUUAUUGCCAGAGGGAAUGAAGGCCAAGAUCAGAGGCCAGAACAGAGAAAUGACCAGAGGCAAGAUCAGGGGCACAAUAGGGAACGCAGGCUGGAGGAUAAUCGGGAUAACCGCAGAGAAGCGGCAGAGAGACAAGCACCUCCUCCCCCGUACAGAAGGGAAGUACAUAUGAUUUUUGGGGAGAAUGGGACACCAACGUCUAAUAGAGCCAAGAAACAAGUUGUGCGGGCAGUGAAAUCGGGAUAUUACCCCAUACAGGUAAUGGGGAUUACAGACACGGCAGAGGAGCCGGCCAUCACUUUCGGAUCAGAGGAUCUGAGAACGCUCAUGUACUUACACGAUGAUGCGUUAGUAAUCACAACUGACAUAGCCAGUUGCGUAGUACAUCGCGUGUUUGUGGAUUCGGGUAGCGCGAUGAACAUUUUAUAUCUGGAAUGUCUCCAGAACAUGGGGAUCGGGGCCAACAUUGAACCCACGAAUGCUCAUUUAUUUGGGUUUGGGGGAGAAAUGGUUAUGCCAGUAGGGUUUGUGGAGCUGCCAAUAACUUUGGGCAGGUCGGAUGCAUGCAAAACCAGGGUGAUCCGAUUCUUAGUGGUGGAUAUGCCAAAGCCAUCCUAUAAUAUGAUAUUGGGACGCCCAGCUCUGACCACAUUCAGAGCAGUCAUUUCAAUGUUCCACCUCAAGAUGAAAUUCCCCAUCGGAGGAGAGAGAGUGGGAGAAGAAUGGGGUGACCAGACAAUGUCUAAAGAAUGUCACGUGCGAAUGCUCACGCAUUCAUCAGGGCAGAAGAGAGAAAGAUCAGCGGAGGGAUCAGACACUCGCAAGAAAGGAAAGGUGGGCGAUGUCGCUGCUCCGGCAGAGGAACGGCGAGAAGUGACAGAGUUACUGAAUGACCGGGACAGUACGGAGAAAUCUGCCUUAAUAUCCACCAAUGAUGUGUGCCACAUGAUUGAGUUAUUUCCUGGGCGAGAGGGUUUCCAGACCAAAAUUGGGUCUUCCAUGAAUGACCAAACCAAAGAGGAGCUAAUCAGCUGCCUUCGAAAAAAUGCGGAUGUAUUUGCCUUCAGCACGACCGAUCUAAAAGGAAUAGACAGAAGGUUGGUAGAGCACUCCUCAAUGUGA